Dendronephthya gigantea is the source of this 1165-nucleotide messenger RNA. RefSeq lists its product as uncharacterized. The coding region runs from base 1 to 1014 and encodes 337 amino acids. The transcript has a single exon. The record is from RefSeq and is a predicted model, not a curated record. Lineage: Eukaryota; Metazoa; Cnidaria; Anthozoa; Malacalcyonacea; Nephtheidae.
AUGGCUUUAAACAGAGGCUACAAGGAAUGGAUAUUAAAAGUGAUUCUUUUCUGCGUAGUUCUAUUCUCUUUAAAAACAUUGAUCAACUGGCCAUUGUCAUUGGAGUUUAGAACUCCCUUUAAAACAAGAAGUGGACGACUGUCACAUUUAAUUGCAGAAGAUGGCACAAAUGAUAAAACAGUUAACACUUGGUCUGGGACAAAGACCCUGAGUGACGAGGUUAACAAGAACCAAAGUACAUCGACAAGUGAAAAACCAAAUAAAAUAAUUUCUGUGCAAAACAGUUCAAAAAUUGAGGCGAAAAAUAUUUAUGGUUUAGACUGUCCUGGUAAUCCUCAUAAGCAAACACUUACGUACUUGUUUAACCACUGGAUCGCUUUAGACAAUUAUUAUAACUUAUCUAGCUUUUUGUGUCACGGUUCUCUUAUUGGUUCGUUAAGGGAUGGAGACUUAAUACCUUAUGAUCGAGAUAUUGAUGUCUGCAUAACGUGGACAAAUUAUCAAAAACUACACGUGAUUCGUUCAGGAAAACCUUUUAAUUAUCAUUCCAGUGGAAUAUUCCUUGCAGUGCAAGAGGACUUCUCGAACAAUGAUGUACGUGGUAGGACUCGGGUAGAUUGUAAGGGACGUAUAGUACAGCGAGCACGCGAUCCCUGCUCUUUCACGUUUCCAGGAGCACGUUUGAUAUCUCGUGAGAUUUACAUUGAUAUUUUCGUUUUUCGCGAGCACGGAAAACAUUUAAGGGAUCACGAAUACAAAAAGAAAUUUCUGAAGAAAGAUAUAUUCCCAUUACAAGAUUGUAUGUUUAUGAACGUCCAAGCAAAAUGUCCGCGCAAUGAAAAACCAUUGUUACUAGGCUAUUACAAGUCUGACGUUCUUACAAAGCCACAUUAUAAAUGUAAAAACAAAACCUGGGUGGCAACUAGUAAAGACGCAAAGAAACAAUGGAAAAUAUGGUAUAAUAAGAGGCUAGAAAAACUUAUGAACUCUCAAAAACAGUUAGUAACAACAUGAUUAAGAAAUCAGGAGGGGAAUGAGUAAUUAUACCAUGCAAAAGCUAGAGUUUAAUAUGUUUACCCUUGUUCUAGGAGGUGUAAGAUCGAUGAUAUACUCAUAACAAAUUCAUAUUGUGUAACCAGUUUGAUCCUUAUUUAUGCCUCCAAGA